CCGCCGCCGCCGCCGCCGCCGCCUCCGUCAUGCCGAAACACGAGUUCUCUGUUGACAUGACGUGCGGAGGCUGUGCCGAUGCUGUUUCUCGAGUUCUGAGCAAGCUGGGAGGAGUGGAGUUUAACAUUGACCUACCCAACAAGAAGGUUAGCAUUGACUCCGAGCACAGUGCAGACACGCUGCUGGCGACUCUGAACAAAACAGGAAAGGCUGUGUCCUAUCUCGGUCCCAAGUAGCUCAACCAUGGAUCUUGGCCUGCAGGUUGGGCUACGGCGGGCAGGCUGCUUGAUGGAGCAUCCAGACAGAUCUGGGAUGGGCCGUGCCACUCAGCCACGGAGCUCCUACAGACGCCCCAUUGCCUGCGCCCAAUCAAGUCUACAAUAAAGUCAAACUGCUUUUGCUGAA
Messenger RNA from Dipodomys spectabilis (banner-tailed kangaroo rat), 405 nucleotides. It is a transcript of the gene Atox1, whose product is annotated as antioxidant 1 copper chaperone. Gene Ontology annotation, molecular function: copper chaperone activity; metal ion binding. Bases 30 to 236 code for a protein of 68 amino acids. Gene Ontology annotation, biological process: copper ion transport. Gene Ontology annotation, cellular component: cytosol. The transcript has 4 exons. NCBI's taxonomy places the organism in Eukaryota, Metazoa, Chordata, Mammalia, Rodentia, Heteromyidae. The record is from RefSeq and is a predicted model, not a curated record.